AUGGCGGCCUUACCCCCCGAAAGGACCACACUCUCCCGUCCAUUCACCAAUACUGGUGUCGAUUUCGCUGGUCCUUUCGACAUCAAAACGUAUGCAGGUCGUGGAUGUAAAGUUACUAAGGGUUACGUGUUAGUUUUUGUCUGUUUCGCUACUAAAGCUAUCCACCUCGAGGGUACAAGUGAAAUUUCAACUCAGGCUUUCUUAGCAGCGUUUGCUCGCUUCUUCUCCCGUCGUGGUUCUCCAAAUGCUAUGUACUCGGAUAAUGGCACAGCUUUUGUCGGCGCUUCCAAUAUCUUAGACUCGGAAAAAUCGCAAUUCCUCUCGCUUUUGCGUCGAAAAUUACUUGAUCAAAAUAGCUUUGUUCUUUUAGACUGGCACUUUAUCCCUCUAGGAGCGGCGCACAUGGGCGGUCUUUGGGAAGCAGGGGUAAAGAGUUUUAAACUGCAUCUCAAACGAAUCUCUCAUAGUCAGAGUUUUACGUACGAAGAAUUCUCCACUAUGCUAGCCCGCAUUGAAGCCUGUCUCAAUUCGAGACCGCUCAGCCCUCUAAGCGAUAAUCCAGAUGACUUGUGCGCACUGACCCCUGGACAUUUCUUAAUUGGAAAUGCACUUUUAUCACCCCCAGAACCAGACUUGUCUGAUCAUUCACUAAGCUAUGUGAAUCGCUGGCAAAAAUUGAAGAUUUUGCACCACCACUUUGCCCAGAGAUGGAAAGAGGAGUAUCUAAAAGAACUCCACAAACGCUUCAAAUGGAAGUUUCCUCAGCGUGAUUACGCUAUCGGCGAUCUAGUCAUUAUAAGACAAGAAAAUUUACCCCCUAACCAGUGGCGCCUUGGCCGUGUCGAAAACGUAGUUCGCGGUAAAGAUCAAAGAGUCAGAGUCGCCGACAUACGAACUGCCAAUGGCAUAGUAACCAGGCCAAUCGUGAAGCUCGUAUUACUGCCCAACCCUGAACAGCUCUAA
Molecule: messenger RNA, 963 nt
Organism: Lucilia sericata (common green bottle fly)
Lineage: Eukaryota; Metazoa; Arthropoda; Insecta; Diptera; Calliphoridae
Exons: 1
Coding region: 1-963 (320 amino acids)
Biological process (GO): DNA integration
Molecular function (GO): nucleic acid binding
Source: RefSeq, a predicted model, not a curated record